Messenger RNA from Falco peregrinus (peregrine falcon), 2369 nucleotides. RefSeq names its product fibroblast growth factor 2 (gene FGF2). Lineage: Eukaryota; Metazoa; Chordata; Aves; Falconiformes; Falconidae. Gene Ontology annotation, biological process: positive regulation of protein phosphorylation; animal organ morphogenesis; fibroblast growth factor receptor signaling pathway. Gene Ontology annotation, molecular function: growth factor activity; fibroblast growth factor receptor binding. The coding region runs from base 1428 to 2006 and encodes 192 amino acids. The transcript is spliced from 4 exons. The record is from RefSeq and is a predicted model, not a curated record. Gene Ontology annotation, cellular component: cytoplasm.
GGUAAAUGGAAAGCUUAACUUCUGUUACAGAUUUUUUUUUUUAAAGAAGUGUCCCUACAGGAAGACUUUCUCAGGCACUUAAUAAUAUGCAUAUAUACUUAAAAUACGUAAGUUUUUCCUCAUAAGCUGCAUUUACAAAAGAAGGUAAGCAAAAAAUGAGACCGCUUUCUAUAGUAACUAAUAUAUAGAAGAAAAAGUCUGUCUGUUCUAGAUGGAUUUGUGUCCGUAUGCUCCAUUGUACAAAGCAGCUGAAGCACACGUUUAAGCUCCUGAGUGAGCAUAUGAAUAUUGACCCAGAAUAUAAAUACCAGCUGUUGAUGGUGAAAAACCUAAGAAUUCCAGGGAAUAAAUUACUACUGAAUUUUUAAAUUCAUGCUCAGAGUUUGAAGGAAAGAAAUAUAUUUAAAGUUAUGCAGUAAUUUUUUCCCAGAAGUGUGUUAUCUCAAACAGAAAUAGUUCACUAAAAGAUUAAGACACUUGCCGUACUUCAUCUAUCCAGAUGCCUGCCUGCACAAAAGCUCUUCUCUUACGUCAAGGUUCUCUUGCACUUGGAAGGAGCACUGAGGUGAAUUUCUUCAAGUCAUCUACAUCGUGCAAAUUUUGUGAUUUAUUUUUCUAAGCUGGAGGAGACACCUGGAGCAGAGAAUUCCAAUAUCCAGAAAGUGAGAAGACAGAGGGAGAGAGAGAGAGAAUGCGCUUUCCCCUUUCCGAUCCUAGUACAACUGUGUUCUUCACAAAAUUACCUUCCUCUCACUUUGCAAGCCCCUCUUCCCUCAGGGCUAUUUGGAGGACAAAAUAGCCUGCCUUAACGCUAAGGAUUAACCAGGGAAGACUGCAUUAGAAAAACGGCAGCCCACCGUCAGAGGAGCGGGGCUAAAUCUUGCCUGUAUAGAAGGCUUAUCACCGCAUGCUUGAGAUUCAGGAGAGAGCGUGUGGUAGAAGUGAUACCUACUGGUGCUUGGGGGAGAGCAUGAGGCUUACCCUAACGGAGGCACUGUGCAAGGCCAGCUGAGAUGGAAGCCGUUCCCUGCUCCGGCAGAGACCUGGCGCUCCCUCGGUGGGGUGUUACCGGCUGUCUGGCAGCUCCUGUGUUCCUGUAAACCGGGGGCCAGCCUGUGGGCUUGCCUAAGGCUGGAGCCAAAGAUGCUUAUGGAAGAUUUGGCCCCGAGUGUUGAACUCUGCGGAGGAUGUUGCCUUUGUGACAAGCGAACGUCUGAGAAUUCUGGUGGGAGGCAUUCAGCAUCAAUACGUGCUGGUGGAGCGAGAGGAAUGUUUUUUCCACUGCUAGCUGAGCGCGAGACAACACAGGAAAAACGUCAAAAGAGACGCAGCUUAUCCAUCUCUUUUUGGCUAAUCGUUACUUGAAUAUACACCAAAGAGAGAAGGAUUUGGCAGCCAAGAAACCCAGGGAAUCAAGAAGUGCUGUGAUGGACUGGAAGCCUGGGGCUGUUGUUACAUUUCCAACGGCAGCAGGAGAUGCUGCUGUAUCGAUACAAACCUCUUACCGGUUUAAGAACGAUGAUUUCAUCCCUUGCCUUUAUCUACCUGAAUCUACCUUCGUCAUUCCUUCAUCUACCUUCCAAGAAAGAGGGAAGGACUUUGGAAGACUUUAUAGUGCAAGGACAGGAAAAGCCCUGAACGCAGCUGCUGUUGCAGAAGAGCAAGAGAAGAUGGGGAAGGUCUUUGCCAUUGGCUGUGACUGUCCAAAACUCUCAGUCAAACUGCAACUUCAAGCAGAAGAAAGAGGAGUGGUGUCAAUCAAAGGUGUAAGUGCAAAUCGCUUUCUGGCUAUGAAGGAGGAUGGCAGAUUGCUGGCCUUGAAAUGUGCAACAGAAGAAUGUUUCUUUUUUGAGCGUUUGGAAUCUAAUAACUAUAACACUUACCGAUCCCGGAAAUACUCCGAUUGGUAUGUAGCACUGAAAAGAACUGGACAGUACAAACCUGGACCAAAAACUGGACCUGGACAGAAAGCUAUCCUUUUUCUUCCCAUGUCUGCUAAAAGCUGAUUUCCAUGGCAGGUUCUGAGCACAUACGCCACACUACACUAAAGACGCCGAGUUUCUUACUCCUCUCCUAAGUAGCAAAAAUAUAAGCAAUUAUUUGCUGAUAUUAACUACUUUUGCAGAUACCAGAUUAAAACAUGAAUGUUUCAUACUGUCUUUAUAUUGCUCUUUAAACCUGUUGUGCCGGUGUGUGUGUAGGUAAUAUUACUUGCAAUGUUGAGACCUUUUCAGGAUCAAUAACACUUCUGUUUUCUACUAGGUAUCUAUGUAGAGCUAUUUUAUUUACAUUAUGUUUGAUUUACAGAGUAAAAGAAAACAAAUCUGAUGCACACUUACAGCAAUAUUUACCUUUAGAAAUUAUUUAUA